Molecule: messenger RNA, 1874 nt
Organism: Periconia digitata
Lineage: Eukaryota; Fungi; Ascomycota; Dothideomycetes; Pleosporales; Periconiaceae
Source: the annotation of a GenBank genome assembly
UAUCCCCAAUCAUCUACACGCAUGCAGCUUCGCUUCCUUUCUGUCACGUGAGUGCAGCACGUGGUCUGCCUUGGCAUUACUGGAGUGCUCCUUCCAUUCUUGAUCGAACAUCAUCAAUACACGUCUUGAGCCAGAUGUCCUACCACAAAACUUUGUCUCCCUGGUAUACUGCUUGCAUCCGACACUACCUCCCAGCAUCGUGGUCAACAAGCGAGAAUAUGGCACAUACCCAUUCCAAAUCGUACGACCAAAGCAACCCGACCGAAAGGUCACCUUUAUUGGGAAACGCGAGAGAAAACAGGCAUGAAAACUACGAUUCUGUGACUGAGGAAUCGUCCACCGAGACGAUUGAGCGGGAAGGACCUCCAACCUCGCGCCGGAUCAUCAUUCUCGGGAGUAUAUGGGUGGGCUGCUUCCUAAAUGCCAUCGAUACGACUAUCAUAGCAAGUUUGGCGGUUCCGAUUUCAAACGAUUUCGGAUCUUUUGAGCUCCUGUCAUGGCUUGCUACCGCGUUCAUGAUCGGCCAAACGGCUCUCGCGCCUCUCAGUGGCCGAUUGACAGACAUAUUUGGCCGCAGGUCUGGUCUGGUUCUUUCCAACAUAGCGUUUGGACUAGGCACUCUGAUGUGUGGUUUGGCCACUGACGUCUGGGUCAUCAUUCUGGGGCGUGCCAUAGCAGGCAUUGGGGGAGGUGGUCUAAAUUCCAUUUCUGCCUUCAUCACCACAGACCUCAUUCCAUUACGUCAACGUGGACUCUGGCAAGGCGUGAGCAACCUCUUAUGGGGUGUUGGUGCAGGCCUGGGAGGGUUUUAUGGGGGCUGGAUACAUGAUAGUAUCGGCUGGCGCUGGGCAUUUCUCAUUCAAGUACCGUUGAUUUUCAUAUCUAUGGUACUUGUGAUGUUGACCGUGCCAGCUACUCCUAGUGAUCCUGACGACAAGCCUAAGCUUAAACGCAUUGACUUUCUCGGCUCGUUCAUACUUGUUACCCUUCUCGUUCUACUUCUUCUCGGUCUCGCCUGCGGUGGCAACCUGUUACCCUGGUCGCACCCAUUCGUUCUAGCAAGUCUCUCGUGUGCUCUUGCUCUCCUGCCCCUCUUCGUCUACGUGGAGACACAUUUCGCCUCCGAACCCAUAAUCUCCAUUCCGCUUCUAUUGAAUCGAACCGUCGCCGGCGCUUGUCUGACGAACCUGUUUGACACAAUGAUCGAAUACGUUCUGCACUUUUAUGGACCGAUUUUCUUCCAGACUCUGGGCUUUAGUGCAACUCGUGCUGGCACCAUUCUGAUUCCACAGGCCGUGGGGGUUGCGAUGGGAUCUAUCAUUACAGGAUACACCAUGAAGCGAACAGGUCGCUACUGGUGGCUCAAUAUAUUACUCGAGACAACAAAAUUAGCGUCUGCAGUCAUGCUGAUGUUACUGGCUUCAAGAACAGGUCCACUUUGGCCUGUAUACAUCUGCUAUUUUGUUGCUGGAUAUUGUUUCGCUGGCAUGCUAACAACAUGCCUGGUGGGCCUCGUUUCUGCGGUAGAUCAUAAGGAUCAGGCGCUAGUGACAUCUGCGUCUUACACAUUUCGCUACAUGGGGAGCGCGCUCGGUGUCAGCGUCUCCAGUGCAGUAUUCCAGAACGUGCUGAACCGCGAACUUUGGCGACGGUUUGCUGGCAACACUGAUGCUAAAACCAUCAUUGAAUCAGUCCGCAGUAAGAUGGAGAACAUUCAAGACCUUCCUGACAGGUGGGCCGAAGCAGUUCUCGAUAGCUACAUGAGCGCUGUGACCGGCGUUUGGGGUGCUGUCGUGGUCAUCUCUGUUCUUGCAUUGGGAACGUGCUUCUUGAUGCGCGAGCAUGAGCUACCUUCUACACUCCGCCGGAAGUGA